AUGAAUACGAUCCGAUCUACCUGGAUGGGCUGGGGCACCCUUUGCCUUGCCGGCGGCGGAGCAUACUAUUUCGCAAAGCAAUCCAUCAAUGCCGACCGACAAGCCCGAUUCGAAGCCGAAGUCAAGCGCAAGGCCCAAAUGAAGCGCAUGGAGGAUGAGCAUAAGCGCCAAGCGCAAGUUCCCACAUCAGCCCCGGGCAACACUAGCUCGAAGCAAGCAAGCGUGGCACCAUUGUCGAACGCCCCCGACGACGCCGCCUUGCCUAGUCUCGAAGCUUCUCACGAUCCGGCGCCCACUCGGCACGAACCCUUGACCGAGACUGAGCGUGUGUUGGAGAAGGGGAAGUACGAAACGGCCCAGCCCUACCGGCCUCCUAGUGGGAACCGGUUUAGCUAA
Molecule: messenger RNA, 396 nt
Organism: Penicillium robsamsonii
Lineage: Eukaryota; Fungi; Ascomycota; Eurotiomycetes; Eurotiales; Aspergillaceae
Exons: 4
Coding region: 1-396 (131 amino acids)
Source: RefSeq, a predicted model, not a curated record